AUGAACAAUAAACAAGCAGCAUGUCUCAACUGCCGCAAAAGCAAGAUCAAGUGUCGCCGCGAUGAGGGGGCGGCCAUCUGUGAGAGAUGUGGAAAUGUGGGUGUCGAGUGUGUGAUUCCCGAGUUCCACAUUGGGCGGCAGAAGGGCGUGAAGAACAAACGCUCGGGUCUCGAGAAGGCCAUAUAUCAAGUGGAAGAAGCCAUCAAGAAACGGAGAUUGGACGACGCGGCGAGUCAAAGCACCCUCGAUCAUCUCCAGAAGCUCCUUCGUGAAGAUCAGGGACAAGAAGGUAUACACAGCACAUCCUCCGCGUCGUCUUUCGAUGAUAGUCCCCCCAAAAGUAAUGACUUCGCGACACCAUUCAGCCAUGUUCACAACCCUACUGAAAGAGAUGCCGUUGGACCGGUGCACGAUGAGCAACUUGCACUCGAGGGUGUUGAGAAUCCUCUCCAACUUCUCGCCCGCGCGUCGGACCUUCGGAUGGCAUCUCCACAGUCUUUCGAAAACAGCGCUUCGACACCUGGUCAGGAUGGAAGUGUCCAGAGUGAAUAUCUCGACGUUCAUGGAUUCUUCCUACCGAUGAAAGCAAAACUGGAUCAAGGUCCCGGUAUGGAUCCUAUUGAUAUCGGGUUGGUAACUUUAGAAGAGGCGAAGAUGUUGUUAGCCUAUUUCCACACCAAUCUGGCACAUACCCGUUGGGGACUGGAUCCCCUCGUGCACACACUACCUUUUGUCCGUAGCCGUUCGUCCUUCUUGUUCACUACUCUCCUAGCAGUAACAACAGUCUUUGUUCCUGGUGCUGCUUCGCUGUCGAAGAGGCUGCUCCUGCACCGUAGAUUCCUGACCGAGCAAAUCCUCCUUCAGAGAUGCAGAUCUGUUGAGAUCGUAUUGGCUUUUAUGAUCAGUAUUCCGUGGAUGCCCGCGGGUACACAUGCAAGCGAGGACGACACAUGCACAUACCUUACGGCCGCAUUGUCUAGAGCGAUGGAUCUUUCGCUGCACAAAAUCAUAACGCCGUCCUCGUCUUUCCGCCUGGAUGUGAUGAGACCACUGCCACAGGCUGAUUGUAUUGACGCAAAGAAAGCCUUGACCAUGGACGGUUUCGAAGAUGUCGAUGUGGACUCCGAAUGGGGUCAAAGACUGCUUCGCAGGAGGGAAAGAGUCUGGAUCUCGUUGUUCGUCCUAGAGCGCGGCGUAUGCCUAGCUCGAGGACGAAGUUACUGUGUUCCGAAAUCUUCGUUGAUUCAGCGCUGUGACGAAUGGCAUCACCACCAAUACUCCGAUGUCCAAGAUGGCCCGCUCAUAUCGAUGGCAGUCCUCCGGAGAGAUCUCGACGAUCUGUUCUCCACCGUUCGAUUGCGAUGUGACAGCCACCACCCCGCCGAUGUGGGUGAAAAGGUGGCUCAGGAUAUUGAUAGUGCGAUUGACAGCUUCUUCAAAUCAUGGUUUCAAACAUGGACGUCAGUCAUUGGCGACCGUGAACACAAGACACUACCACCCUACGUCGAGACUCUCGUCAUCCACACUCGGCUCUCCGCAUAUUGCAUGCUUCUUAAUCACCCAAGCGCACCGCCAGAGGUGAAGCGCUCGUUCCGAGCGUCAGCUCUGUCCUCCGCGCUGAACGUGAUGCGAGUCACUAUUCAGGGCGAAUCUCGCUUGAAGUCGAUGCCAAACAACACAGUCACUAUGAUCUGCUUUGCAGCGAGUAUUGCCUUGGCCUUGAGUACUCCAGUGCCCGGCAAAAGCGGUCAUCGAAAUCUGGCGCCCAGCGUCCGCAACCUAAUUGAGGAAACGGCCACGGUUCUGGAACGCAUAGGUAGUACACCAAGUCACCGAGAUGGCGCCUCUGUCAUCUAUGGCCGGUUCUUGCGUGUAUUGAUCAAACAGGCGCCUAACCUCGGUCGCCCUCACCAAGUUGAUGGUCCGGGUCUCCCACAGGCGCUACCGCGACAGUUGGAACACUACCCACCAUCUCCAUUGGCAGGGUCUGAGCGUAACUUCAACCUACAAGGAAGAUCUGCGUUGGAUUGGACAGAACCACUGCUGUUCUCUGCCAUGUCCUACAACGAAGUGAACGAGACUGUCACGAACUCGGACUUUUUCACGACUGCCCUGCUGGGCUUGCCGUGGGAGGAUGAUACUCCACUCUUGUGGGCAGACGGCAUGAACUUGCCAGACUUCAACUUCCCUUGA
Molecule: messenger RNA, 2193 nt
Organism: Dothidotthia symphoricarpi CBS 119687
Lineage: Eukaryota; Fungi; Ascomycota; Dothideomycetes; Pleosporales; Dothidotthiaceae
Exons: 5
Coding region: 1-2193 (730 amino acids)
Biological process (GO): regulation of DNA-templated transcription
Cellular component (GO): nucleus
Molecular function (GO): zinc ion binding; DNA-binding transcription factor activity, RNA polymerase II-specific; transcription cis-regulatory region binding
Source: RefSeq, a predicted model, not a curated record